UGAUAAUACACAUCCCUGAUUUCCUGAAUAGUUGCGAUGAUUUGUUUUUGUUUUUUAUGAGUUUAUGUCCAUAACGUCUACUAUAUAAUUUAACUGAUAGAUACUGUAUAUCACUUUAGUUCAUAAUCAUUGCAAACAUGACGGCAAACAACGAAAUCUCUCUACGGAAAGUGUUGUUGAAAUAUUAUAAAUACAGGGAUCUGACCGUGCGAGACAUUACAAACGUGACGAACCUCUACAAAGACCUCAAACCUGUAAUGGACAACUACGUGUUCAAUGAUGGCUCCACCAAAGAGCUGCUGAGUCUGACAGGAACUGUUCCAGUAAACUAUAGAGGAAACAUAUACAACAUUCCAGUGUGCCUGUGGCUUCUUGACACAUAUCCCUACAACCCUCCCAUCUGCUUUGUCAAACCCACGAGUACCAUGAUGAUAAAAACAGGGAAACAUGUUGAUGCUAAUGGAAAGGUUUACCUUCCAUACCUGCACGAGUGGAAGCCUCCCCAGUCAGAUUUGUAUGGACUGAUCCAGGUGAUGAUUGUUGUGUUUGGAGAGGAACCACCAGUUUUUUCAAGGCCCAGCACACAGGCAACUUAUCCAGCAUUCCCAGCUGCAGGCCCACCUAACACAUCUUACAUGCCAACACCCCAAGGCUUGCCUUAUAGUCAAGGUCAUUCUACCAAUCCAGGAGUUUUUCAGGGCUACCCUUAUCCUGCAACAGGCUCUGGAUACCCCACUACCUCAGGGUCUUCUAUGUAUAACCCAAUGUCUUCAGUCCCUACAGUGGGACCCUCACGUGAUGGCACCAUCGGGGAGGACACAAUCCGCGCCUCUUUGGUGUCUGCGGUUAGUGACAAGCUGCGACGACGAAUGAAAGAAGAGAUGGACGGAGCACAGGCAGAGCUGGAUGCCCUGAAGAGGACAGAGGAGGACCUGAAGAGAGGCCAUCAGAAGCUGGAGGACAUGGUGACCAAACUAGACGUGGAGAUGGCUGAAGUGGACAUAAACAUCGACCGCCUUAAGCAGAAAGAUGAGGAGUUGACUGCUGCGCUAGAAAGAAUGGAGGAUCAGGCUGAGAAUAAUGACAUUGAUGAUGUGAUCGUACCCACUGCUCCCCUUUAUAAGCAGAUUCUCAACCUCUACGCCGAGGAAAACGCCAUAGAGGACACUAUUUUCUACUUGGGGGAAGCGUUACGCAGAGGUGUCAUUGAUUUAGAUGUCUUCCUCAAGCAUGUGCGCCUUCUCUCCAGAAAACAGUUCCAGCUGCGAGCUUUGAUGCAGAAGGCCCGGAAAAUAGCAGGCCUGAGUGACCUGUACUGACCUGCCAUCGAAAUAAUUUUCCUUCUCAGCUUUACCACGUGAGGUGUAUCACAAGAGCCCUGCAGCUUAUAGAAGUACAGAAUGCCGGGGAUCCUCCUAUUCAAGAUGGUAAACUAACUAUAAGUCUUUAGAAGUACUUUGUAAUGUAACUUUAAUAUAGUCAAGACCAAAAUUUCUGUGAAACCUAGAGAUUUUUGAAGUUUACAUUGACAUAAUUAUUAUUAUUGUUAUUAUUAUUGUUAUUAUUAUUAUUAUUGUUGUUAACAGACUGCCUUGAAUAUCUUAAUUAUGCAAAAAAUAUAUAAAGUGACCUUAAAGGAACACUCCACUUAUUUUGGUCAUAGGCUUAUUUUACAAGUCCUCUAGAGUUGACUUUUUUUUUUUGACCAUUAGCAUAAAUCAUUGACUCAGAUUAGACGAUUAGCAUCACACUUAAAAAAAUGUAAAAAAUUUAACCUUGAAAACAUUUAAAGCUUGAUUUUUCUGUAGUGACAUUGUGCAGUAAUACCAAUGGAAAAGGUAGCUAGUUUCUAGGUUGAUAUGCCUAGGAACUACACUCUCAUUCUUGCGUAAUAAUGAUCGCAAUGAUUUUCUGCAGCACCGGAAAUAGUCGCCAGCUGGGUAAAUGGGUAACAGAGGUGCGUAAUUGUACAGCAGCAAAAUCUCUUGAUUAUUACAUCAGAAUGAGAGUAUAGUUCCACAUAUCAGCCUAGAAAAUAGCAGCUUUUCAUCUGAUGGUGUUAGUACACUAUGUAACUACAGAAGAGUCAAGCUUUCAAAAUAUUGAAAGUCUUUAUUUAUUUUUAUUUUUUUAGCAAAAUGCUAAUGGUCUAAUCCGAUUCAAUGAUUUAUGCUAAGCUAAGCUAAAAGUGCUUCAGCCAUACCCAAAGAUUGGCUGAAUGGAUUAAAAAAUGGUAAAAACCCAAGUAUUUUACUAUAGGAGACUUGUAAAAUAAGCAUAUUCCCCGCCAAAAAAUGUGUGGGGUUCUUUAAAAUGUUCACCGAUGGAAACAAUUAAAAAUCAAAUGGUUGCGAGGGACAUUUUUGCUCGGUUAAAGAGUUUAACAUAGCCUUAUAUAAUCAUUGAUCAUUGCACUUUUUGUCACUUGUGCCUUAUGUUCUUCUAAAGUGUCUUUUCAUAUAAAGGGCAAACGGAAAGAAGUUUAGAAAUGGCAUUAAAAAUGCUCAGCCUGAAUGUUAGUCUUAUUUUUAUACUGUCUAAUCUCCAUAUAUGUGCCUGUAGUGAAACAAGUCUCUGAUUAUAUUAUGAAAUGAGCGCUUUGUUUUAGUAAAUCUUCAUUAACAUCUCAGAAUCUGAAUGCUUUAUUAACACUCUUGCAGUUAUGCUUGUGAUUUAUGAAGGUGUUGUCAAUCAUAGACAUUAUUAUUUACAGUUGUUACAUGGGGAGUUUAAAUGAAUGUACUUGGCAUAUUCUUUCAUGCAGAUUUAAUGACAAGAAUAUUAUGUAGACAUCUUUCGAUUGAACUUGUAUUUCUGUUUAGGAAGUUAUAAAACCACAGAUGAAGGGAACUUUUUUUGCUAAGAUACUUUAAGUCUUGUUUAAUUGAUGUUGUUUGCUUAAUUAUUACUGCUUUGUAAUCCUGUGUUAACGUUUUGCUUACAAUCAAGAAAAGAAGGGAAAUCAUUGUUCAGCAUGUCCUGGUGUUAUGGGGUAUUUAAGAAACUAACAUCUGAAAUAAACUCUAAUAAAUAUAACUGAAAUAAAACUCUUAAAUCUGA
Molecule: messenger RNA, 3060 nt
Organism: Danio aesculapii
Lineage: Eukaryota; Metazoa; Chordata; Actinopteri; Cypriniformes; Danionidae
Gene: tsg101b
Product: tumor susceptibility 101b
Exons: 10
Coding region: 138-1319 (393 amino acids)
Biological process (GO): protein transport; protein modification process; endosome to lysosome transport
Cellular component (GO): ESCRT I complex
Molecular function (GO): ubiquitin binding
Source: RefSeq, a predicted model, not a curated record